Sinocyclocheilus grahami is the source of this 1754-nucleotide messenger RNA. It is a transcript of the gene itga6l, whose product is annotated as integrin, alpha 6, like. The coding region runs from base 57 to 1754 and encodes 565 amino acids. Gene Ontology annotation, cellular component: external side of plasma membrane; integrin complex. The record is from RefSeq and is a predicted model, not a curated record. Lineage: Eukaryota; Metazoa; Chordata; Actinopteri; Cypriniformes; Cyprinidae. Gene Ontology annotation, biological process: cell-matrix adhesion; cell adhesion mediated by integrin; cell-cell adhesion. The transcript is spliced from 12 exons. Gene Ontology annotation, molecular function: integrin binding.
UCUGGGUGAUAUUACAAUCUCUCAGUCCAUAUCCAGCUCCAGAGAGGUCCACCAUCAUGUUGUUCAGUCAGUGUGCUCUCCUCUUGACCGUGUGGAUGCUUCGUGUAGAGGUUUCGUCUUUUAACCUGGACAAGCAGAACGUGAUGAACAUGCAUGGAGAAGCUGGCACUUUGUUUGGGUUUUCUAUGGCCAUGCACCAUCAGCUCAAACCUUCAGAGGAGCGAGUAUUGCUGAUUGGAGCCCCUCGUGCUAAAGCAUUGCCCAGUCAAAAUGCCAAUAUAUCUGGAGGUCUGUACAGAUGUAAAUUCACAACACAAUCUCAUGAUUGUGAACGCAUUUCUGUUGAUAUAAAAGAACGUCCCCCAAACAAUCCUGGACAAGAUUAUAGAGAAAAGCAAUGGCUGGGCGUCCGUGUCCGAAGUCAGGGACGAGGAGGCAAAGUAGUGACCUGUGCCCACAGGUACCAGGAUUGGAGUUUUGACAACCGGCGGUUAUUGGGCAGAUGUUUUGUCCUGGAACAGGACCUUAACUUGGUGACAGAUGGAGAGUCCACAAGAGCAAUUUGUAAGAAUCGGGAACCAGAUAAGCACAAGUUUGGCUACUGUCAACAAGGUGUCUCUGUAGCAUUUUCCAAAGACAACAAAUAUCUUGUUUAUGGAGCUCCAGGAGCAUAUGACUGGAAAGGCAUUGUGCACAUGCAGCCUGUUGAUGACUUCUCUAUAGAUACCUAUGAAACGGGAGAUCAUGAUCAGCGUCAACACAAGCUUAUUCCUGUGGACUUCAGCAGCCUUUUAGGCUUUGCUGUCGAUACUGGAAUGAACCUAAUGAAAAAAGGAGAGCUGAAUGUUGUGGCCGGGGCUCCGCGAUCAAACCACAGUGGGGAGGUUUUGCUGCUGAGACCAGAAGAAAAGGCAGAAACAAGGAACCUGAAAGCUGAGUACAUCCUUCAAGGCCCAGGUUUGGCCUCCUCCUUUGGCUAUGACCUCGCUGUUCUUGACUUAAAUGGAGAUGGGUGGGAUGAUCUUCUUGUGGGUGCACCCGAGUUUUCCAAAAUAAGCAUGGAUGAAGAUGUAGGAGGAGCUGUGUAUGUUUACAUCAACCAAGCCAAAGGGCAGCGCUGGAACCAAAUCAAACCAGUGUGUCUAUAUGGGAAAAGGGACUCCAUGUUUGGACUAGCAGUGGCUCAUAUUGGCGAUAUCAAUCGAGAUGGAUACCAAGAUUUUGCAGUGAGUGCUCCUAAUGAGGAUACAGGGAGAGGUCGAGUGUAUAUAUAUCAUGGUUCAGCUGCAGAGUUUCGUCAAAAACCAGAGGUUUUAGAUGCUGGAGACCCUAGUAUCAAAUCGUUUGGUUAUUCUUUGGCUGGAAACAUGGAUAUAGAUGAUAAUGGCUAUCCAGACCUUGCUGUGGGUUCACUUUCAGAUAGUGUGCAAGUUUAUAGGAGUAAACCAGUUGUAAACAUAGAAAAGACCUUAACAUUAACACCGAAUAGUAUUGAUUUCAAGGCUCAGGACUGCAAGAGAUAUUCAUGUGAUAUUACAGCUCAGUCCUGCUUCACUUACACUGCCCAGACACCUACAUACAAUCACAAACUGAGGAUCAAGUACACGCUAAAAGCUGAUACAUUGCGGAUAGAGAGGGGUCUUCUUUCACGAGUGGUCUUUGUGAAUUCUGAGGCUGCCCAGGGAUCCCAGGAACUCUCUGUCCAAGUCAAACACAAUAAUACAUUUCUAUGCUUUAUUAUUCAUUAUCAUUAG